AUGCCUUUGUCUCCGCGGUAUGAUGUGACUAACGUCAAUCUGCUUAUCGACUCGGCUGGCUCUUUAGUGAUAGUUGUGAAAGGCGACUCAAUGCGAAUCAAUCGGUCUGCUAUCGUGAUUGGCGAGACAAGGGGGUUUAGUGGCGACGGACUCGAGGUAACCUAUAUUGGGUACAAUUUCGAAUCUUGCAAUGUCGAUGUCUUUGCGGUUCACUUGCGAACGGGAAUGGUUCGCCGUCUUACCGCUUAUCCGGAGUACGUGGACCCGGUUGACAUCUUACCCGACAAUCAGUGGCACGUUGUUGAAGACACGCGGUUGACCGGCCGACAGAUGUUUCUAGCUGUAAUGCGAGGAAUUCCGCCGAUAAUCGACCUUCUCGUUAGCGGAGCGGUCUUAUUUACAAGGAACAACGGCGAGCGACGUUUCUUCCAGCCCUGGCUUCUUGAUCGCUACGGCGAUCGGGGCUCGUACAUUGGUCAAGAGCUUAACGGGGCAAGCAACGGCACUCCUGGAUCAGGAGCCGUGGAUGAUCCAGAAUGGAACGCAAGAGCUGAUCCCAAAUGGUCGCUUGACGGCACGCAGAUCGUCUACUUCCAACGCCAUACAAUUUCGCCAGAAUGUGGGGGUAUCAAUCCACUUCCCUGCUACGCAUCCUCGGAGCCUGGAGGGCGCAUAGACCGUAUCAUGAUUGCAAACUUAACCAGUCGAAACCCCUUACCUAUCCGCGAAGUUGAUCCGAUUUCCGAUAAUAUCCCUUGGGCCAUUCCAUAUACCCCAGGCAUGUCUUUUUCGGGAUAUCAAAUUUCACCACAAUCUGGAGUCUAUAACUUGAAGGGCGCCAAGUCAGGCGAAGCCCAGGUUGUUUACAACAGCGGCGACAAUGAGAAUGCGGCCCCAUGGAUUGCUGUGACGUAUACAAACUACUCUGACGAUGGCUUGAGCACUCUCGGCGGCUAUGAAAACGCGACAUUGACGACUACUGGUGUUACCUCAAUUCUGGUGGACUGGUAUUCCAACAUCACCCAAACUGGUGAGGUUAAGGGCACCAAGGUGACUAGCCACGACGGCUUUCAUUUGGCUAUCGACAUUAUGACCAACAUUUUCAGCACCAAUGGUACGCUGACUACAACUAUUAAUGGCGUAUCUUACUACCAGCCUGCUGAUGGAACGUGA
Pestalotiopsis fici W106-1 is the source of this 1173-nucleotide messenger RNA. RefSeq lists its product as uncharacterized. The transcript has a single exon. The record is from RefSeq and is a predicted model, not a curated record. The coding region runs from base 1 to 1173 and encodes 390 amino acids. Lineage: Eukaryota; Fungi; Ascomycota; Sordariomycetes; Amphisphaeriales; Sporocadaceae.